AUGGCCGGGGCUGGGAGCGCAGCUCGGAGGCUGCUCCAGCCCUUCAGCCCGCGGGGCAGCACGGAGGUACCACAAAAGCAUCUGGCCCCUCUGAGAAAAGAGAGAGAAGCAGACAAAGCCAAGGAGGAGCGGCAAAGCGAUGAGCUGCUGAAACAGACGGAAGCCGAGAGGCAGAAGAUUGUCUGGGAGUGGCAGGAGCUGCGAGGGUUUCUGGAGGGGCAGGAGCAGCGGCUGCUGUCCCGGCUGGAAGAGCUAGAGAGAGCCAUUGUCCAGAGAAGGGAUGAGGGCAUCUGCAGCCUGUCCCGGGGGAUUUCCCUGCUCAGUGAGAUGGGAGGAGAGAAGGGGCAGCAGCCGCUGAGCCAACCCCUGCAGGGUGCUGGGAGCACUGGGAGCAGGGAGGACAGGAUGUUUCAGAAGCAGGAGCUGGGGUUCAUGGAGCUGGAGAAGAGACUCAGCGAUUUCUCUCUGAAAAGUGCAAUGCUGCAGGAGAGACGCUGCGACUGGAAAUGGGGAGUGACAAAGAAUCUUAAUUUUCCCCCCAAUACAUUCCUGUUCAUCCCUGGGAUAAUUAAUUUCUGGGGAACAUCUUCAGCAGAGCUAGAAUUAUUGAAAGGCAUUGCACCGGAGAGUAAAAGCACAGAGGCAGUGGCUUGUGGGGAACAGGGUGGCAGAGUAACACCCACCUUUGGCUCCAGAUUGUCCCAGCCUCCAACGGGACAGGGAAGGGAACUGGCUGUAGUGGAGCCAGUCCAGGGGCUGGUGACCUUCAAGGAGGUGGCUGUGUAUUUCACAAGGGAAGAGUGGGCUCUGCUGGACCCCCAUCAAAGAGCCCUCUGCAGAGAGGUCAUGCAGGAGAACUAUGAGAAUGUGACCUCGCUGGCAGGUAAUGCAAUGAUUUCUGAGAAAGAGGAGCAGAAUUCUCAGCAGGAAAAUGUUGAGCAAGUGGAUAAACACAGAGCAUUAUCACAAAGAUCGAAACGGAAUGUGUCCAGGAGUCAUGAGCAGGGAAAAUCCUGUGCGAUUCAGCGCAGACCAGAAAGAGAGCAGGGAAACCAGCCACUGGAGAAAAUAGGUAAAUUUAUUUCCUGUCAGGGAACUCAGCAGGACCUCAAGGAAACCACAACCCAGCAGGAAAUCCUCAGGGGAAAGAGGAAAGAUACAUGCACUGAGUGUGGGAAAAGCUUCACUCACAGAUCAACAGCAGGCCUUUUUCACCAUAAGAGAAUCCACACAGGGGAGAGGCCCUACAAAUGCAGUGAGUGUGGGAAAAGCUUCACUCACAGAUCAGGCCUUUUUCAACAUGAGAGAAUCCACACAGGGGAGAGGCCCUACAAAUGCAGUGAGUGUGGGAAAAGCUUCACUAGCAGCUCAGACCUUUCUAAACAUCAGAAAAUCCACACUGGGGAGAGGCCCUAUGGAUGCAGUAAGUGUGGGAAAAGCUUCACUCAAAGAUCAGGCCUUUUUCAUCAUGAGAGAAUCCACACUGGGGAGAGGCCGUACAAAUGCAGUGAGUGUGGGAAUACCUUCUCUUGGUACUUAACCUAUGUUAGCCAUCAGAGAAUCUGCAAGGGAGAUCAACACCAUAAAAACCUCUAG
Messenger RNA from Emys orbicularis (European pond turtle), 1596 nucleotides. RefSeq names its product zinc finger protein 773-like. Bases 1 to 1596 code for a protein of 531 amino acids. The transcript is spliced from 11 exons. Gene Ontology annotation, biological process: regulation of DNA-templated transcription. The record is from RefSeq and is a predicted model, not a curated record. NCBI's taxonomy places the organism in Eukaryota, Metazoa, Chordata, Testudines, Emydidae.